This is a messenger RNA of Plasmodium berghei ANKA, 6288 nucleotides long. Its product is annotated as AP2 domain transcription factor AP2-SP3. The transcript has a single exon. The record is from RefSeq and is a predicted model, not a curated record. NCBI's taxonomy places the organism in Eukaryota, Apicomplexa, Aconoidasida, Haemosporida, Plasmodiidae. Bases 1 to 6288 code for a protein of 2095 amino acids.
AUGGGAAGUAUAAAUAAGAAUUUCCAUGCACUAAAUAUUUCUGGAGAGGAAAAUGAAAAUAAAAAUAAAAAUAAACACAUUGGAAGGAAAAGUGAUGAAUAUAUAAAUUAUAAAAAUAAUAAUAGUGGAUUAUGUAACGGUUUUAAUAAUAAAAAAUAUAUAAUAGAAUUCAACUCAGACAAAAAUAAUGGAGAAAUAAUUAAUUCGUUUUCAUUUGACGAUGAAAAAAAAAACACAAAAAUAUUAAAUUCAGAAUCAUCUUUAAUAAUAAAAGAUACAAACCAAGAUAAAAGGAAAAGUAUUUGGGAUAAUAUUAAUGAUGAAAAUAAUGGAAUAAAUAAUGAUGGAUAUAUGGAAAAGUAUUUUGAAUAUUUUAAUAAUAUAGAAAAUGAGGAAAGUAACUACAAAGAAAAUAUAUAUAAUACCUUAAAAAAACGAAAUAAAUGUAUAGAUGCUUCUUUAGAUUUAAGCAGCAUAGCUUCAGGUACAAAUAUAGAUACAAAUAAUUUUAAAGAAAAUUUUGAAAUAAAUAAAACCCCACAAAAUGUAGAUGGGAAAAAUAUACAUGUUGAUAAUAACUUAAUAAAUAAUAAUUCCUUAAAUAAAGAAAAAAAAAUUAUUAAUGAAAAUCAGAGUGCUGUUAAAAAAAAUGAUUCCACAAAUUGUGAGAAUAUUUUCAUAAAUACAAAUAUAAAUAGAAAAAAUGAAUUUAUUGAUUUUAAAAAUAUGUCUAUUCCAAAUUUUGAUAAUUUAAACGAUUCUAUAAAAAAUAAAAAAUUUAUGAUUGGGAAUUUGGAAAAUAGAAAAACAUCAGUUCAAGAAAAAUGUUUUGAUAGCUCGAUUUCGAGGAAAAUAGAAAAUAAUAUAAAGAAAGAUGAUAAAAUAAAAAAAGAUCAAAAUUACAAUGAAUCUGAAAAAAAUAUAUCAUAUCUAUUAUUGGAAAAAAAAUGUGAUAAAGAAAAUAUGAAUGAUAUGACAUCUUUCUAUUCAAAUGAUGAUUUUGAAGAAAAUAUAAAAUAUUACAAAAAUUUAGACACAAUAUUAAAUCCAAAAGUUGAAAAACAAAAUAAUUUUGAAUAUUUAAAAAAUGUUCGAAAUGAAAAAUCAGAUUAUUUCGAUAAAAACAAAGUUAUGAAAAAAUUCAGAAAUAACUUUAUAAAAACAAAUGAACAAAAAUAUUGUAAUUAUAAAUAUAAAAAAGAGAAAAUGAAUUUUUCGUUAUAUAAAAAUCAAUAUACUAGUAAAAAUUAUAACUUUUAUUUUUCUGAUGAUUUUUCAAUUAAUAAAAAAAAAAAUCAAAAAUCAAAUAGCGUGUAUGCAAGCAGAGAGAGUAGAACACAUAGUUCUAUGGAAAAAAAUGAUGAAUCAGAAAUGGAAACAAUGCAAAGUGUGAAUAUAAAAAAUAUAGUUAUUGAUAAAUAUCGAAAGUGUGAUAAGUUCAGUGAAAAAGACAAUUCAAAAUUCUAUUCAUGCAUUUCUAACGGGGUAAACGACUAUAAUGAUGUUUAUGAUUUUCAUUAUUCUUAUAGCUCCCAAAGUGUAAACGACGAAGGGAAUAUACAAAACAAACAAUUAAAUAAAUCUAUUAACUAUAAUAAUAACGUAAUAAAAAAAGAUGAUAAAAUUGAUGAUGCAAAUAAUAGCUUUUUAUUAUCAAAUAAAAGAGAUAUUUUAAAAAAAAAUAAAAAAAACACAUUUAAUAAUAAUCAUAUAGUAGAUGUGGAUGAUAACUUUGUUAUGAAAAUAAACAAUGGAAAAGAUGAUUCUGAAAAUGAUUGCAUAUUUCCAAAUGAAAUUCAAUAUGAAAAACAAAAUACAUUAUCAAAUAAUUUUCAAAAUGAUUUAAAAAAUAACAAAAAUAUAUCAAAGACAAAGAAUAAUACUAAAAUUACACGAAAAAUAUAUUUUUUUAGACCCAAAAAAAACAAAAAUAUUUUUGAUUAUGAAAAUGGAAUAAAUAAUAGCGAAAAUGUAAAUAAUUAUAGAAAAUACGAUAUACUUAACUUAAAAAAAGACAGUAAAUACCAAACUGAAAAUCAAAGCAAUAAUAGUUAUAUAACGGAAGGGGGAAAUGAAUUAAAUAAGUCAAAAGAGUUUAAUGAGGAAAAUAAUAAUGUAAAAAAUGAUGAAAUAGAUAUAUUUAAUUAUGAAAAAACAACUAAAGAUAUGAAGAAUUAUAAAAACAAUAAUUUACACACUAAUAUUGAAAUAAAUAAUAUAUCAAAGGAAUUUAUUAUUAAUGAAAAAAAAGAAAAAGAUAAAGAAGAAAAUGAUGAAAAUAAAGAUAAUAACCAAAUUGAUGAAAUACACAAAAUUGUCGAUUAUAUUAUGAAUAAUGAUAAUGUUGAUUUUUCUAAAAUAAUUAUUAAAGAUAGAAAGAAUAAUAGUUAUAUUAAAAUAAAUUAUUUUCUAAAAGAAUAUAUAUCAAAAUAUAAUGAACUUGAGCAUAGUGAUUUUUUAUUUUGUUUUGGAGAAUCAAGUGAAGAUGAUGUUAUAUAUGAAAAAAAAAAAUCUAUAAAUUUGGAAAAUGAAAAAAAUAAAAUGAAUGAUACUAAAUAUGCAAGGUGUAGUUUUUGUGAUUCUAUUUGUAUUUGUGAUAACCCAAUAAAAAAUUUAGGAAUAAAUAAUGGAGCAUCAAUAUUAUUAAACAAAAAAAGAAUAAAACAAAUAAAAAAUAGAAAAAUAAAUUAUAAUGCAAUUGAUACAAUGUGGCAACCACAUUUUCAUCCACAUAAUAAAGAAUUUCGAGUAAGGUAUAGAUAUAAAGGCAGUAUGAGGCUUAAGACAAUUUCUUGUAAAUUUUAUGGCUAUAAAAAUAGUAAAAAAAUAUCUAUUUUAUUUCUUUUAAGAUGGUUAUUAUGUGGUAAAUAUAUUGCUGAAAAAACUAAAAGAUCAAGGCUUAGUAUUAGUGAUAUAAAUGAAUAUAAUUUACCUGACCUGUUAAUAUCAAAACGAAAAAAAAGAAAAACAGAUUAUAUGAAAAAUGAAGAUUGGGUAAAAUAUGAAAAUCAAAAAAAUAAAGAAAUAUAUCAAUAUUUAAAUAAAAUUAAUAGUUUUAUUCUUAACCAUUAUAAUGAUCAUAAUUUUUUAAAUAAAUUAAAAAAUAUUAUAAAUACUUAUGAUAAAAAAUAUAAAAAAGAAAAAAUAUUUGCCACAUUAAGUGAUUGUUUUAAAGAUCAAUUCACAGAAAAUAAAAGACAAUCUUUAACAUAUUCUGUCAAAAAUAAAAUAAAUGAAUUUAUGUCUUUAAAUCAGAAUAAAAUGUUUAACGACGAUAUUCCAAACACAACACCUUCUAUUCCUUAUCCUCACUAUGGCCCAUACAAUCAAAAUUUGAAUACGCCAAAUAUCAAUUAUAAUAAUAUUGGAUAUGAAUUACCUAAUAUUCCAGGUUCUAAAAUUAAUUCUAAAAUAUAUAAUCCAAAUAAACAUUUUGAAAGUAAUACAACUAAUAUUUUGCCAAGGAAUAAUUACCCAUAUUGUGUCUGUUCUUAUUUAGAUGAAAAUGUAUAUAAUAAUUUUAAUAUACAACAAAAUUAUGGAUUUCAAAAAAAAAAAUGUGUUUGUAUGAAUAAUAUUAAUCAAAAUAUAUUUUUAAAAAAAAAUUCAUAUAAUAAUGAAAAUGAAUAUAACAUUUAUGAUUAUGCAAAUAAUAAUUUAGACAAAAAUUAUAAUGACAAUUUCCAAUCAUUUAAUUAUCAUAACAAAACAUAUCCUUUUUUUAAUGAUAUACAAGAUUUAAAUACAAGGCCAAACAAUUAUAACAUAGAAGGUGGUUUGAAUAAUGACUACAAAACAUCAAAUGAAUUGAUGAAUCCAAAUCGAAACAAUUUUAUGAAAAUGGAUAAUAAACCUUUUAAUCAAAUACCUUGGAAAAGCUAUUUUUCUAAUCCCACAUGUAAUAUUAAUAAUAAUAGUAAUCAUAAUAAUGGUAACAUGUUUAAACGAUUUGAAGAAUUUGAUAAAAAUCGAUAUCUUAACGUUUCAAAUAAAAUAUGUGAAGGAUUAUUUGAGAAUAAUAUUCACCAUUUUAACAAACCACCUGAAAUGUUCACAGGAAAUAAAAAAGUUCAAAAUGAAGUUGCAUAUAAUAAUAAUAAUAAUAUGAAUUUAGCAGGCAAGGAACUUAAAUGUCAACUAAUAAAUAACGAAAAUGGAAACUGUUCCACAUCUAUUUUUUGUGAUAAAAAAAAAAAUGAUAAUUACGUUAAUGGGAAAAAUAGUAAUAUGGUAAUAAAUUGUUAUAUGAAUAAAAAUAAUAAUGAAAAUAGUUUAUCGCCAAUAAAUUUACCAUCUAGAAACACAAAAAAAAUAAGUAACGUAUCAACUUGCCCAAGCGUAAACAAAAAUAUUUCAUUUUAUCCAAAUUGUGGAAAAAAAAAUACAGAAAAUGAUAUAUUGGAAGUACCAUCAAAAUUAUGUGAAACAAAUAAAGCAAUAUAUGAGGAUAAAAUUAACGAAAUAAAUUAUCUGAAAAAUAAUUUAAAAAAAAAUAAAAAAUCAAUAAACCCUAUUGCUAUACCUGAUGACGAAAUGAUAAAUUAUGAUUGUUCUCCAAAUUUUGAUUUAAAAAAUUCAAAUAAAAAUGUAUUUUUUUCUAUGAAUAAUAAUCAAAGUGUUAAAUCAUGCUCGAAUAAUAUAUAUACUUCUAAUAAUUGUGAAAAUAAAGAUGAUGAAUCCAUAUCUGAAUAUUCUUAUAUAUCUGGAAUUAACAAAAAACAUGAUGAACCAAAUAAAACAAUUUUUGGAAAACAAAAUAGUAAUUAUACCAACAAAGAUUGUGGGAAUUUAGAAUUUUAUAAAAAUGAGCAUGAAAAAAUUAGAGAAAAAAAAAAUAUUUAUGAUUUAAAAAUAAACUAUUAUAAGGAUAGAACAAAUGUAUUGGAAAAUGAAAAUCCAGUUAUCAAUUGUAUGGAUGAUUCUAACAUAUUUAUUACAAAUAAAAAAAAUAAAAAAAUUCAAUUUAAUGAUAAAAAUCAAGAUGUUAAAAAAAUUUUCAAUGUUAAAAAUAGAAAAAGAUUUACAAAUAUAAAUAUAGAAGAUAUACAUGAAAUAUUAUUAAAAAGUAAAUAUUUAAAUGAAGUUAAAAAUAAUGACACAUCUGAUAAUACUUAUGAAAAUACAACAAAAUAUGCAGAUACACCACCUAUAUUGUUUUAUGAUAAAAAAAAACAAACUGGUGAUUUUGAAUAUAUUAAAAGAAAUGAUAUCCAACCAAAUAAUAUUUCUAAAUAUGAAAAUGAUCAAUCUGUAAAUAGCAAUGUGCAUCCAAACAAUGGAUGGGAUAAUAGUAAACACAUAAAUGACGAAAAUAUAAAUGACGAACACAUAAAUGACGAACACAUACAUAACGAGCGCAUAGGUGAUGUGAUAUAUGAUUCAUAUUGUGAAUAUUGUGAAUAUAUAGAUAAUGUAAAAAAUGGAAAAAAAAGUGAACAGAACUGCAAAGAUACAAAUAAUAUACAUGAAAAUUACAAAAAUUUAUGUAAACUUUCUGAAAAGGAAAUAACUAAACAAAUGAAAAAUGUUAAAACAUAUUACCAUACAAAGAAUAUAAAAAAUUGCUUAAAUAAUGAAAAAACCAAAUAUAAUAAUAAUGUAUAUGAUAAAAAAGAUGCAGGUAAUUAUAUUCAUAUAAAUUUAGAAAAUGAUGAAAAAAAACUAGAUUGUAACAAUACAGUAAGUUUACAUAAAUAUAAAUCUGACGAGAAUAAAAUGAAUUAUCUUUGUAAUGAAAAAAAUAGUAACAAAAAUGAUUUUGAAAAUUUUAAGUUUGAAAAUAAUAUGAAUUUUAUUAAUAACCAAAAUAUUUAUGAUAAAAUAAAUAAUUAUACAAAUGAAAAAAAUAGCGAUGUUGUAAAUUGUCCUGAAAUAAAUAAUGAUCAAAAUAGUAAACACAACCAAAUUUUAGAUUAUAUUUUUCAUGAAUUAAAUAAUACUUCACAAAAUUGUGAUAUUAAUAUAGAAUAUACAAGUAGUAUAUUGUCCGAUACAAACAAAGAUGAAAGUAAAAAAACAAGUAAAACAAGUAAAAAAAAUAAAAAAAAUAACUAUAUUUUAUCUAAAAAACAUGAUAUUCCUAUGAAUUUCCUACUAAAUGGAAAUAAACAAAAUUCAAAUCCGACUUUAUUUAAUAAUGAAGAUAUACAAAAUAAUUUGGAAAACUACAAAAAUGCAUUAUAUUCAAAUAAAAAUAAAUUAAAAGAAAUUGCACAAAAUGAAAAUUUUGAAUUAAUCAAAAAAUUUAUCAAAGAAGUUAAGAAAAACAAUACAGCCCUUGCACAGUAG